This is a messenger RNA of Helianthus annuus (common sunflower), 1279 nucleotides long. Its product is annotated as protein EI24 homolog. The transcript has 11 exons. Gene Ontology annotation, biological process: macroautophagy. Lineage: Eukaryota; Viridiplantae; Streptophyta; Magnoliopsida; Asterales; Asteraceae. The record is from RefSeq and is a predicted model, not a curated record. Gene Ontology annotation, cellular component: endoplasmic reticulum. The coding region runs from base 44 to 1060 and encodes 338 amino acids.
CACUUCACAUCUUUCUCGCAAAAUCCCCAAAAUCUUUACAGUAAUGGAAAACCUUCACCCUUUGAUGACACGUUACCGUACAAAACUGAAGCAAGCAUCGGAGCUAUGGCUUGAAGGUUUUCGAGAAGCUUGUUGUCUGCACAGAGUUGCCAUAUACUGUCUCCGGUCCAAGCAGUUGAUGAUCCGAACCGGACAGUGCUUUCUAUUGAACGGUUUCAUCUUUUUAGGAAGUAUUUUCAUUCUAAGAUCUCUUAUCCUUCCAACGCUAGAAUGGAUAUUACCUUUGGGAGUCCCUGAUGGUUAUCAAGAACCUUGCUUAUCGGAGAUGCCUAUAAGAUUGUACGCCUUCUUACGACUUGGACUCUUGCAACUUAUUUAUGCUCUAUGGUUUUACCCUUUGUACAUAUUCAGCUUCAUUUUAAGCACUAUCUGGUACAAUGAUAUUGCUCAGUUUGGUCUUACGGUUACUGAAAAAGACGGGCCGACCAAUGUAGCUCCAUCAACCCAAAAGGAACCUUCAACUUCACAAAAUGCAACACCUGUUGAUAAACCAACUGACCUUGGGCGGGUCAUGAUAGGAAUAGCAGAACAGGGGUAUUCACUCCUCCUAUUGACCUUAUUUUUCUUGGAGGUUUACCUCACCGGUUUUGUACCUUAUAUUGGAAAGGCUCUCAAUUUUAUACUUCUUUCGUGGAUGUAUGCGUAUUACUGCUUUGAGUACAAAUGGAACUUCUCUGGCCUGAGUUUGGAUAAAAGGCUUGACUUUUUUGAGUCAAACUGGGCGUUCUUCGCUGGUUUUGGAUCUCCUUGUGUUCUGGCCAUUUUCUUUUUUUCUCCUUUAGUGAGUUAUGGAGUAAUGGCAGUACUCUUUCCGAUGUUCGUUUUGACUGCAGCUGGUACAGAUGCUGACAGUGUAGUUGACGCACAUAAAACAAAAUGGAGAGGUGAAGAAUUGAGAAAGCUUCCUAUAUUUUACGCUGCAGAUAAGUUAUUGAUGCGAAUCUUGUCUCUUCUUCCUGUGGAACCUCAGGAGCACACGUCUGACAAGAAAGCACUCUGAGACUAAUAUGCUAAUCUUAAAGAGCUUGAAGAUUCCUGUGUUCAUACAAAGAGUACAUUUAGUUGUUUUAUGGUUUUCUAUUGAUUAUAAUGGGCGACAUUUGCAGCAGAUAGAAAAAUGGUUAGAAAGUGACAAGACAGCAUUGUGAUAUAGAUGUUUGAAGUUUUUAGAUGUAGAAUUGUUUUUUGGUCUAAAGAUGAUUGACAUGAAACAUACCCA